ACACAACGGUCGUUCGCCUUUGACAAAGUCAUUUCAUCGGAAACAAAAGUGUUCUCUGGUUUUGUAGUUUGAAAUGGCACAGCAAAAUCAACCGAACAACAACCUCGGUGGAUUCGCCGACGCUCGAUUUAUAUUGAUAAACGGCCGUUUUUGGGAUUCCCACUUAACCAGGAGGUAUGUUCAAGGACAGGUGUGGCUUAACGAAUUUACCAACCUUCUACUUGAAUCUUUCUUGCAAAUACGUGGGAGUCCCAUGCAUGAGAAAAUGCAGUGGAACAAAAACACUAAAAAAUACGAACCUUCACCAUGUCCUCUAGAACAAUUUGGUUCAUUUGAAAUUUUGAAAUACGGAAUGAAACACGCUUUCACUUUAUACAAACCACAUGAGUUUAACCCCAUGAUAUUUGCACGGCGCACUCAAGAAUUAUUGACCCUGAGAAAUGAUAUGACUCACGAGGUUGGAAGAUGGGCCCAAGCAAAUCCCAGAGAUACGUUAGAAAAACUCUUAAAAAAAAUGACGGUCAUUUCAAAGUAUUUGCUUGAUUGCAGACGCCAUGAUUUUCAAUUGCACCGACGCAUACGAAACUUCAAGUCUAAUUGUGAAAAAGAACUCGAUCAAAUGCAACGCUGGAAACACGAAAACAUGUAUUAGCACAGUAACGCAUGGUAUUAGCUUACCAUAAUUGUGACGUAACAGUUUUGCUUGAAAAAAAAAAAAAACUUUAUUGGUAAUACAACUAGUAUGGUGAAAAACA
Messenger RNA from Daphnia carinata, 755 nucleotides. RefSeq lists its product as uncharacterized. Bases 74 to 652 code for a protein of 192 amino acids. The transcript is spliced from 2 exons. The record is from RefSeq and is a predicted model, not a curated record. Lineage: Eukaryota; Metazoa; Arthropoda; Branchiopoda; Diplostraca; Daphniidae.